Molecule: messenger RNA, 1869 nt
Organism: Durusdinium trenchii
Lineage: Eukaryota; Dinophyceae; Suessiales; Symbiodiniaceae
Source: the annotation of a GenBank genome assembly
GAUUUCCAGCAGUUGUUCCAUCGCUUUCUGCAGAGGAUCGCUCGUGAGUACCCGAACCUUUCUCAAGCAUGCUCAAACCUGCAAACCACAGCUUCUGCUCUGAAGUGCAUCGAAUCGUUGGGUGCCUUGCGAGAAGAGCGUGCGUCUGAGGGGCCGUUUCACAAACCCUCCAUUACCAUCAACGAGCUCGACAAUGCCUUGGUCCAAAGCGUCCAAGACCGCACAGUUCUGGGACAGUAUGGCUACAACCUGACAAAGAAGCACUAUGGUACGGUGUAUCGUAAAGAAGCAGUUCUUCGGAAAGACGUGCCCGAGAAGGUGAACCUUGGUGGUCGCCCUUCGAUUGUGACCGAUGAGAAGAAAGUGGAAUUAGUCCGACAAGUCCUAGAGGAGCAUACCAUAGACAGCGAGCGUGUAGUGAUUACAGGUCGUGGUACGAAACUAAUGGUCAUAGCCAAGCACCUCACCAAGAGAAAGCACAGGCUUUGGACUGAGGUGGAGUCCCUGCAUAAGGCAUUGUCCUGGUCAACUUUUCAAAGGCUUGUCCGGCUUCAUUUCCCCCACGUUCGCAACCCUCGUCGUAACACAGACGUCUGCUACCAUUGCAAGACUUUUGACAAAGACAUCCUCCCUGCAGCGUUGAAGUUGACAGAAGCGAUCAGGUCUGAUAUCAGCAAGCUGUUGCCCGGGUACUUCGAGGACUUCCAUUCCCAAGCAGUGAAGCUGGGCUGCAGCAAGGAUAAGGAGGAAGUAAAGUACUUGGAGCUGCUUGAAGCCUUCCUCAAACAGAAGGAAAGCAAUUCUAGCCAAGACCCUAUGAGGACCAGCCUCUCCCGCUCCAGCAGGAUUACUUUGCAUUCUCUUGAAGCCUCUGGAAUACAUAAGCUGAAGCCGCAUGUGGAGCUUGUUCGGGCAUAUGAGUGGCACAAAGUCUCCGCCCGGCGGCAAGGAAAUUUUCUCAAGAAGAUGCGAGAGGGCGGCCUUCCAUUUGACACUCUCAUGUUGCAGGUUGAUUUCAAAGAAAAUGUGAAAUACCCAAUGGGGCCGGAUGAAACGUCUGAGGAGUGGCACGCCCAAAACAAACUGUCCCUCACUGUUUUUGGCGCCAAUGUUCUGGCCCCGAAGCGCGGCGGUGGCCACAUUGAAAUGUUCAUCCUCCUCGUGACAGAGAUACUCGACCACGACGCACAAGCUGGUUGCAUGAUGGUCAACAGUUCCUUGCAGCACGCCCGGCAGAACCCCAUAGUCAAUUGGGCUGCUGUCGAGAAUUUGCUGCUAGUAGCAGAUUGUGGACCGCAUUUUCGCUCCAAGGAGAACGUUGCGCAUUUUUGUGUGACUCUGCCUUGCGCUUUGAAGAUGUCCGUCGAAGUCUGCUGGCUCGCCGAGUGUCAUGGAAAAUCUGGUGUCGACCGUUGCUUUGGCUGGUGUAAUCGUUGGAUCUCGGAUUACAUCCAGAAACAACCUAUACAUGGCCUGAAGGAUUUACUGAAAUGCUUCCAAGCAGGCUCCCAGCAAAUGAUGCGAGAAGAUCCCCGAAGCCCGACGAUCUAUGUCGAUGAGUUUGCGCCUGGCCCCAGCAGACCCUCCAGAAGGAAGUUCUUCGUCAGCGAUGAGCUCAAAGUGUCUCGAACGUAUUCCCUUGUAGGUCGCCUUUCUCCUCAUGCAGAUUCUGGCGUUCAGAUACGGAACAAAGUUUUCUCUGACAUGGAUGGUGGCAAGGCGCUCGCAUUUGCAGUUACUGAAAAUGUGUCUGACGAACCUCAACCAUGGAGGAUUGGGUAUUACGACAAAGUGCGCUCCUGGGAGGUAGGUGGCCCUGAGCCUGGCCAGGACAACAGCAUUACCAGGCGCUUCCGGGAACAGAAAGCA